Oncorhynchus keta (chum salmon) is the source of this 5167-nucleotide messenger RNA. RefSeq lists its product as uncharacterized. Lineage: Eukaryota; Metazoa; Chordata; Actinopteri; Salmoniformes; Salmonidae. Gene Ontology annotation, biological process: signal transduction. The transcript has a single exon. The record is from RefSeq and is a predicted model, not a curated record. Bases 432 to 1211 code for a protein of 259 amino acids.
AGCAGGUUUUCCUACUUACAAAGCAUGUAGAGGUCUGUAAUUUUUUAUCAUAGGUACACUUCAACUGUGAGAGUCGGAAUCUAAAACAAAAAUCCAGAAAAUCACAUUGUAUGAUUUUUAAGUAAUUAAUUGACAAACAUUUACAGACCUCUACAUGCUUUGUAAGUAGGAAAACCUGCAAAAUCGGCAGUGUAUCAAAUACUUGUUCUCCCCACUGUAUGUUUGUUUCCCUAAAAUUAAGUAUUUGUGUGAUUUAAUGAGAUAAGACAUGUUUACAUUUGCGUAUUCAAUCCAAAAUUUUGAUGUAAACAGUCAGCAACUAAACGCACAUAGUGUAUCUUUAAAUAGCGCAAUGCGGUUUUAUUGAAUGUUGCCCAUAGUGUCAUUGUGCCAUCCUGGUAGGUUCUAAGGUGAGUCUCUCUCCCCUAGAUAUGUCAGAGGCUGUCCUCAGGUGUAUGCGGUCAAGCCGUCAUCUCCUGGUGGUCCUGAGCCCCACCUACCUGACAGAGAAGAGUGUCAGCCUGCUGGAGUGUCGCCUGGGCCUCUACAUCCAGCUCACCUGCCAUGCCCACAUCAUCACCAUCCUUUACAGCCCCCUCCCGAGACUACUGGCCUCUUGCACUGAGGCCAAGCAGCUACGCCGCAGUACUGCCACCAUCACCUGGAGGGGACCCCAGUCGGAGUCGUCCACCUCUCGCUUCUGGAAGCGCCUGCGCCUGGACCUGCCUGUGAGACCGCUGGCCCUGGGGAGGAGGCUCAUCGACAGCACAUCGUCCCACUCCGACCUGGCCACUUCUUUGGGCCAGCAGUGCCAGCCGCAGGAUGCCGCCGAGCCACAGAGACAGAGGGAUGGCAAGAGUGCUGCAGGCAACGGUGUCAGAGGCAGGGGGCGCAAGUGGAGGAUACAGAGGAUACAGGAGGCGCGGAGCAGGGAGAUGUUGAAGGCGGGACACGGUAAGAACUGUGGAGUGUGUGUGAGAGAGCCCCACCGCAUCUUGGGUAGGGCGGCUGUGAAGACCCAGCAUACACAUCAACCCACAGAAAACAUUAUCAGACCUGAGACCCAACCAAGACUUCAUCCAAGCAGCACAGAAUCCCAACUAGGACUUCAUUCAAGCAGCACAAAAGCCCAACCAGGACUUCAUCAAAUCAGUACAGAGACCGAAACCAGAACUUCAUCCAAGCAGCACAAAGACCCAAGCGGGACUUGACCCUAAGAGUACUGAAACUCCAGCAGAACAACCACAUCCUUCGCCUAGCCAACCACAGAACUUUGACAACUGUGCGUGCGACCUACAGUAGAUAACAAUAAAAGCAGCAAUAUCAGGCAUGGCUGUGCACUGUAGAACACUGUCUGAAGACAGGGGCAACUGCAAUAAACUUGGCUUACAAAUUGCGAAAUGCUAAGGACAUAUCGGAUUAGAAUAGCAGAGGAGGCAACUUUGUUUCUUAAGUGGAGAAAUGUGGAAAGUACAUUUUAUGGGUAUGUAAUGACAAACAUUUGACAUUAAAUAUAGUCUGUUCUGUAUAUCUCAUUUGGUUCUUCACUGACCUAUUGAAGACGUCACCCGUUCACCAUCCACUGGCCUGGGUUGGUUUGUCGACCCAUCUGUUUAUCUGUGUGUGACUUUGUUGGGGGAAGGGGGUGGGUGAUUAGCAACCAGUCAGACAGGCUUCUGGGACAAUGAGGACCAUAAAAGAUUGGAGAUUGUUGGAACUGACUGACAGAUACUAACUACCUGUCCAAGCAAACUGCACUGUGCUGAGUGUUUCUGGAUUAUCAUAAUAUACUCUAUCUAGUGUCCAUUUUCCUUCUUUGGUGGUCCUUUGAGCCCAUGACAAAUGGUACUCAAAUUUGGUUCAGAAAUCCAUCCAACUUUAUCAAUGCUUUUUUAAGAUUGUGUUCUGAUGUGCCACACAACAAUUUCCCAUCUCAGUGAAUAUGCAAUUCAUUAAAACUCGAUUAUGAAUUAUUUCUACAGGAAAUAUAACCUUGUCGCAAUGUUAUUACAGUGUAUUUCCUUAUGACAUUAAUGUGUUGUUUUGAAUGAGGGUUAUAUUAUCAAAAGCUGUACCCUUUUUCCAUAUGGAUCACAGAUUGAGGCAAGUUCAAUGACGACAUACUGUACAGCACAUUCAUAAUGCUGAAGUGCAGAAAAAGAGAGUAGAAAAAGGGAGGGAGAGAGAAUAUCGUGCUGUUUUCUCAAUGGCUGCUUUCAGUGAAGGUGCUAAUUUCCUUCCAUUGAGGCAAAUUACACACACAUUGAAGGGAAUCGUUUAAGCUUGCACCUGAAUAGUGCAGGAGACUUUAGCCACUACACAUAUUAUUUCAACAGGUCUCGUUGAGAAAAAUAUUCAUUUUUUAAGUUACCUGGAAAUUGAUUUGAUCAACCUUAGAUCCAAUUAGAGCAUGAGCAAGGCAGACAUUUACAUAAUCACUGCUCAGAUUGAGUGGGAGUAAAUUGGUUUAGAAGUAUACAGUCCUGGCCAAAAGUUUUGAGAAUGACACAAAUAUACAUUUUCACAGUCUGCUGCCUCAGUUUGUAUGAUGGCAAUUUGCAUGUACUCCAGAAUGUUAUGAAGAGUGAUCAGAUGAAUUGCAAUUAAUUGCAAAGUCCCUCUUUGCCAUGCAAAUGAACUGAAUCCCCGAAAAACAUUUCCCCUGCAUUUCAGCCCUGCCACAAAAAGGACCAGCUGACAUCAUGUCAGUGAUUCUCUCGUUAACACAGGUGUGAGUGUUGGUAAUGACAAGGCUGGAGAUCACUCUGUCAUGCUGUUUGAGUUUGAAUAACAGACUGGAAGCUUCAAAAGGAGGGUGUUGCUUGGAAUCAUUGUUCUUCAACUAUGGUUACCUGCAAGGAAACAGCAUUGCUUUGCACACAAAGGGCUUCACAGGCAAGGAUAUCGCUGCCAGUAAGAUUGCACCUAAAUCAACCAUUUAUCGGAUCAUCAAAAACUUCAAGGAGAGCGGUUCAAUUGUUGUGAAGAAGGCUUCAUGUGGCCAAGAAAGUCCAGCAAGCGCCAGGACCGUCUCCUAAAGGUGAUUCAGUUGCGGGAUCGGGGCACCACCAGUACAGAGCAUGCUCAGGAAUGGCAGCAGGCAGGUGUGAGUGCAUCUGCACGCACAGUUAGGCAAAGACUUUUGGAGGAUGACCUGGUGUCAAGAAGGGCAGCAAAAAAGCCACUUCUCUUCAGGAAAAACAUCAAGGACAGACUGAUAUUCUGCAAAAGGUACAGGGAUUUGAACUGCUCAUCAUUUUCUCUGAUUAAUUCCCUUUCCGAUUGUUUGGGGUAUCCGGAAAAAAGCUUGUCCGGAGAAGACAAGGUGAGCUCUACCAGUCCUGUGUCAUGCCAACAGUAAAGCAUCCUGAGACCAUUCAUGUGUGGGGUUGCUUCUCAGCCAAGGGAGUGGGCUCACUCACAAUUUUGCCUAAGAACACAGCCAUGAAUAAAGAAUGGUACCAACACAUCCGCCGAGAGCAACUUCUCCUAACCAUCCAGGAACAGUUUGGUGACGAACAAUGCCUUUUCCAGCAUGAUGGAGCACCUUGCCAUAAGGCAAAAGUGAUAUUUUGGGUCAAUGGCCAGGAAACCUCCCAGACCUUAAUCCCAUUGAGAACUUGUGCUCAAUCCUCAAGAGGCAGGUGGACAAAAAACAAAACAAAUUCUGAUAUACUCCAAGCAUUGAUUAUGCAAGAAUGGGCUGCCAUCAGUCAGGAUGUGGCCCAGAAGUUAAUUGACAGCAUGCCAGGGUGGAUUGCUGAGGUCUUGAAAAAGAAGGGUCAACACUGCAAAUAUUGAGUCUUUGCAUCAACUUCAUGUUAUUGUCAAUAAAAUCCUUAGACACUUAUGAAAUGCUUGUAAUUAUACUUCAUUAUUCCAUAGUAACAUCUGACAAAAAUAUCUAAAGACACUGAAGCAGCAAACCUUGUGGAAAUUAAUAUUUGUGUCAUUCUCAAAACUUUUGGCCAUGACUGUACAUUAACACAAACAAAUCACUGAGCAAAGAUGGCGCCGGAGAAGAAGGCUCACGUUUUACGUGUCCCUAACAAAUUGUGUUUUUUUUUCUUUGUGUUGUUUGUAACUUUUUUUUUUAUUAACUUAUUUUGUACAUAAUUUUGCUGCUACCGUCUCUUAUAACCGAAAAGAACUUCUGGACAUCAGAGUCCUUUUUUUCCUUUAACGUCAAUGACAUACUGCUUUCCCGGGGACAGGCUCAUUUGCGUGUGGUAAAGGCAGAGAAAAAAAGGGUCCGGAAGGCGGCUGCAUUCUUAGAAUUCAUAAGCAAUCGAAUAAACCCCCACCCAAAUUAAAGCUACACUUGUUGUGAAUCCAGCCAACAUGUCAGAUUUCAAAAAGGCUUUUCGGCGAAAGCAAACAAUGCUAUUAUCUUAGGAUAACCCCCAAAUAACCCCCACCCAAAUGCUUUCGAGCGGCUAGAUGUUCUUUACCAUUUGGCCAUCAGAUUUGCAAUCAAUGCUCUUUAUAGGACACAUCACUGCACUCUAUACUCCUCUGUAAACAGGUCAUCUCUGUAUACCUGUCGCAAGACCCACUGGUUGAUGCUUAUUUAUAAAACCAUCUAAGGCCUCACUCUCCCCUAUCUGAGAAAUCUACUGCAGCCCUCAUCCUCCACAUAAAACACCCAUUCUGCCAGUCACAUUCUGUUAAAGGCUCCCAAAGUACACACAUCCCUGGGUCGCUCCUCUUUUCAGUUCGCUGCAGCUAGUGACUGGAAUGAGCUGCAACAAACACUCAAACUGGACAGUUUUAUCUCAAUCUCUUCAUUCAAAGACUCAAUCAUGGACACUCUUACUGACCGUUGUGGCUGAUUUGUGUAAUGUAUUGUUGUCACUACCUUCUUGCCCUUUGUGCUGUUGUCUGUGCCCAAUAAUGUUUGUACCAUGUAUUGUGCUGAUACCAUGUUGUGUUGUCAUGUGUUGCUGCUUGUUAUGUUGUCUUAUGUCUCUCUUUAUGCAGAGUUGUCUCGCUUGUUGUGAUGUGUUUUGUCCUAUAUUUAUAUUUUAUUUAUUUUUAUUUUUUAAUCCCAAACCCCCGUCCCUGCAGGAGGCCUUUUGGCUUUUGGUAGGCCGUCAUUGUAAAUAAGAAUUUGUUCUUAACUGACUUGCCUGAUUAAAUAAAUAAAUAGAAAACUUUACAAAAUUCA